CAAAGCGGCUUUGGUGAAAGACGUGAAACUGAUGUUCCCACAUCUUUCACACUCUUCCGGCACAUUUGCAUUUUUCUUCAAUGCUUCCAUGUAAAACACUUCGUAACUUUUUCUGCAAUCAGAGCGUCGGGAAUACGUGACGGACUUCAUCUGUUUGUACCUGAGAUGUACGGAUUUGUCAAUCACGCAUUUCAGAAACUUAUUGAACUUAACUACGGCUGUGGAGUUUGGGAAGAGAUUUGUUCUCGUGCUAAUAUUGACAGCGAUGAUUUAUACUCUUUUGACGAGCGACGAAUAUAUGACGAUCAAGAUAUCAUGGAUUUGGUCAGUGUUGCAUGUGAUGUAUUGGCGAUCAAAAGAAAUGAUCUUAUGGAGCAGUUUGGACAAAUGUUUUUUGAGCAUUGCAACAGUUCUGGAUGGAAGAAGAUUCUAUCAUGUCUCGGUGGGAACCUGAGUGACUUUCUUUCAGGAUUGGAUAACUUGCACGAGCAGCUGCUAGUUCGUUAUCCUGGUAUGCAAGCACCAUCGUUUCGCGUUGAAACGCAACAAGGAAUGGAUGUUCUCACUGUUUAUUACUAUUCCAUUCGAGUUGGACUGCAGUACAUGGCGAUUGGCAUGAUUAAAGCUGCUGCGAAACAUAUAUACCAGACUGAUAUCGAUAUAAUUAUAGACAGCUACGACGAAGAUGAGGGAUGUACGAAGUUUUUGUUACGGCCAAAAAACUUCAUGGGGGCCGUCAAACUUCUACCGCAACGUCGGCAAUCUAGAAGAAUCGAAGAAGCCUGUGGAGUUGCUGAAUACAAAUUUAGUAUUGAGGUUUCUACCUUCUGCAGAGCCGUACCAUUCCAUUUUAUGUUUGACCGCAACAUGGUAAUAUUUCAAGCAGGUAUAUCGAUGCAAAGGGUUUUACCCGCACUUCAGGUCGGCCGGACGACAAUCGAUGAGGUGUUUGAAAUUGUUCGUCCACCAGUGAGCAGCAAAUUCGAAUCCAUUUUGUCACGCAUCAAUUCAAUAUUUUUGCUUAAGACCAAUGAAGGUGCACUGGACUCGUCGACCUUAUCCACGGUAUCUGAGGAUGAUAAGAAACGAAUUGAGUCACCCACGAUGCGUUUCAAAGGUCAAAUGCUGUACCUUAAAGAGAGUGAUUGCUUUUGUUAUCUAUGUUCACCAAUAGUGUUAAACCUCGAUGGUCUUAAUGAAAAAGGGCUUUACCUCAGCGAUAUUCCCUUACAUGACGCAACUCGUGAUCUCAUUUUACUAUCCGAACAUCGUAACGCGGAGUGUGCACUAACUCAGCGUCUUCAGAUUGUUACUGAUAAAUUGCAACAAACUGCGCGAGAAUUGAAGAAGGAACAGCAACUGGCCGACAAGCUUCUUUAUAGCAUUCUACCCCCAUCGGUAGCAAACGAACUGCGGUUGAAACGACCGGUAAAGGCGAAAAAAUUUGAAGUUGUGACUGUCUUAUUUAGUGGUAUUGCCAAUUUUUCUCAGUACUGUAAUGACAUCAUCGAACCAAUGGAGAUUGUGAACUUGUUAAACAGCAUUUACAUGACUUUCGACAAUCUGUUGGACACGUAUGAGGAUGUUUACAAGGUUGAAACAGUUGGUGACAAAUACAUGGCUGUCUCCGGUCUUCCAACCAAAUGCAACACGCAUGCUCAUUACGUGGCGAAACUGGCACUAGAUAUGAUGGACGCCUGCAGGAGCAUCUUGAUAAGAGGCAAGCCCUUCAAGAUAACUAUUGGUAUACACUCUGGCGAAGUCGUAGCUGGUGUGGUAGGUCAAAAACUUCCAAGAUAUUGUCUCUUUGGGAACACUGUCAAUUUAGCUAGUAGAACAGAAACUACUGGUGAGAAAGGAAAGAUCAAUGUUUCUGAGCCUGCGCAAAAAUGUCUUCUCUCGCCAAAAGAUCCAAGUUUUAAACUUGAAUGUCGAGGGCCUGUCACGAUGAAAGGUAAAAAAGAACCAAUGAUCACUUAUUUUCUUUCACGAUCUUCGUCAAAGGACAUCAAGGAAAAGGGAGCAAACACGAAUGUUCGUGUGAUUAUUAAGACUUCUACUUCUGUUUCAAACAUGAAAUCAAGAAAAUACGGAUUCGUGAAUCAUGCACUGCAACUCCUUAUUCUAAAGAGAUUUGGCGAAGAAAAAUGGGAUGAAAUAAAGAAACAAGCUGGAUUGGAUUUAGAAGGUCAUUUUCUUGUGCGAAUCGUUUACGAUGAUUUUAAAACGUACGACCUGGUGAAAGCAGCAUCCGAAGUCUUAGGUAUCCCAGCGACAAAGAUCCUGGAAAUGUUCGGGGAAACUUUUUUUGACUUCUGUGAAGAGUCAGGUUAUGACCGAAUAUUACACGUUCUUGGAGGAAAACUCAGUGAUUUCCUGUGUAAUCUUGAUGCUUUGCACGAUCAUCUAGGGAGCAUAUACCCCGGCAUGAGGGCACCUUCCUUUCGUGUUACCAACCGUGAUGGAGUAAUAAUCCUGCAUUACUAUUCAAUUCGAGAUGGCCUUGAGCAUAUUGUGUUGGGAAUUGUUAAAACUGUGGCACGAAAACUUCUCAAGACUGAGGUGUCUGUUGAAAUUCUCCAGACUAAAGAUGAAGAUAACGACCAUGUACAGUUUGCUAUUACUGAAAUUGGCAUCGGUGAUUCUUCUGAAAUGAAACUUGAUGACACUGAUCUUACCAUGAAUGGACAGCUAGACUUGGAGCCCAAAAUAUCACCGAUGUCCUUCUGCAAAGCUUUUCCUUUUCACAUAAUUUUUGAUCGAGAUUUGACGGUCAUUCAGUCUGGAGACUCUGUUUGCAGAGUUCUUCCUCAGUUGAAUGAGGAUGACGCAAAUUUUGGCGAUUUAUUUCAAUGUGUAAGACCACAGAUUGAGUUCACCGUGGAUUCAGUGUUAGCUCACAUCAAUACAGUUUUUGUAAUGAAAACUCGCCAAGGUGUUCUCGUUCUCGAUAAAGAGGAUAGCACACCCGUAUCACCUUAUCGAAAGGAAAGCAGUGGAGAAGAGUAUCUAAAUCUACGACUCAAAGGUCAAAUGUUAUACAUAGAGGAGUCUGAUCAAGUGCUCUACCUUUGUUCUCCGAGUGUACUUGAUCUUGACGAUUUGCUGUCAAAAGGUCUGUACGUCAGUGAUAUUCCGAUACACGAUUCAACAAGACAGUUGAUCCUCUUAUCUGAGCAAUUUGCAGCUGAAUACAAGCUCACACAACGUCUGGAAGUUCUCACCGACUGCCUUAAACAAACACACAAAGAUCUCGAAGCUGAAAAGCAACUCACGGAUCAACUGCUCUACUCCGUUCUUCCAUCAUCCGUUGCGAAUGAGUUACGACACAAACGACCUGUGCCGGCGGAAAAAUAUGAAAUGGUAACAAUUCUCUUCAGCGCCAUCGUUGGAUUUUCUGACUUUUGCAAAAGUGCCACACCCCUUGACAUAGUGCAGUUGCUGAAUGACGUCUACACAAGUUUCGAUGUUUUGGUCGAUCCUCGAAUCAAUGACGUGUACAAGGUAGAGACCGUGGGAGAUAUGUAUAUGGCUGUCAGUGGACUUCCUGAAAGGUGCAAUGAUCAUGCGCGUAAAAUUGGCAAUAUGGCGCUUGAUAUGAUGGAGAUGGUGGAAUGUAUUAAUAGCCAAAAACGCAAGAUUCAGAUUACGAUUGGUAUCCAUUCCGGUGAGGUGGUAGCUGGAGUGGUAGGACAGGUGAUGCCAAGAUAUUGUCUCUUUGGCAAUACAGUCAACUUGACUAGCAGAACUGAAACUACCGGUACAAAAGGGAAGAUCAAUGUUAGUGAAUUUGCGUACAGAUGCCUUCAGAAACCGGAAAGUAUGGACGAAAGUUUUAAUUUCGAACUACGUGGACCAGUCAAAAUGAAAGGACGUGACGAGCCAAUGAUCGUGUAUUAUUUGACACGUGAUGCGUCUCGACGACCACGUGUUGCCUCAUUAUUGCGACGUUACAACAUUAAAACUCCCCUUCUCAGCAUCGCCUGCUGUCAGCCACCAUGACACGAAGAAUUCGCCUGAUGGUCCAAUGUCCAUAAUGCAUUAGAAUUGAAGGUACUCUUUUAAAGUCUCACCGUGAAUUCUCGUAAAGCAAAACUUUAAAAUGACAUGGUGCACUUAUGUCUACAAUGAUGAAGAACAUGUACAGAAAAGUCAUUUUUCGCGGUUUUGUUAUUUGGAUGGAAAAUACAUGCAAUCAAUGGCAGAAAUAUUUUAAGAUUCUUUCUUGAAUUGAUUUUGAUAAAAAGAGACAUAACGAUAUCGUUGCCUUUCACGACUGCAAAUCAAGCUUUUUGAAGUCCAAGAGCACUUCAACAGAACUAUCUUGGAAAAAUGUUGAGGUUAACCCUUUGUACAAAUAAUGGCAAUGCUAUCUCGGUAAAGCAUUGAAAUAAUUAAGAAAUCAUGAGAAAUUUUAA
Molecule: messenger RNA, 4418 nt
Organism: Xenia sp. Carnegie-2017
Lineage: Eukaryota; Metazoa; Cnidaria; Anthozoa; Malacalcyonacea; Xeniidae
Exons: 15
Coding region: 166-4002 (1278 amino acids)
Biological process (GO): cGMP biosynthetic process; response to oxygen levels
Cellular component (GO): guanylate cyclase complex, soluble
Molecular function (GO): guanylate cyclase activity; heme binding
Source: RefSeq, a predicted model, not a curated record